AUGUUUGGUGGCUUACAUUUACCCCUUCAUAAUUGUGAGUAUUACUGUGUCUUCUGUAUUUGUAGGUAUCCAGACACUUGGAUGUCACGACUCUGUGUCAUCAUCCUCAUUUGCGUAGCAUUGGUCUUGCUCCCCUCGCAGAUUGAAGCAUUGGGACAAACGUGGAUUGCAAGGCAGAAAUGUGGAAGUGACUACAGUGGCGGAUUUGCUAAAAAUGAAAAACACGUUGUUGUUACGAUAACGCAUUUGGAAAUGGCACUUGUCAGGGAUUUCUUGGACGAAUUCUACGCACAUCAUGAGAACAAACGAGUGCAUGUGGUCCUUCUUUCACCCGCCGAAUUAGAUGAUCCAACUCGCCUACUACUGAAAUUUCCGUUGUACAGUGAACGUGUUCACUACGUGAGAGGAACUGUUCUUCGUGACGAAAAUCUUGAAAGAGCCCGCCUUGGAGAUGCGCAAGCUUGCUUCAUUCUUUCUGCUCGCCAUCAGGAUAAGAAAAUUUCAACGGAUGAGCACACUAUUUUACGCUCAUGGGCAGUCAAAGAUUUCGCUCCUCACGUCAAGCAGUAUGUGCAGAUUUUUAGACCAGAAACUAAGAUGCAUUUGGAGCAUGCAGGUAAGCAGAACUUCCGAUCUAUUCACAGUUUAAGAAUUGAAUUCGGGCUAUACUCGUUUGUUCCAUUGGCAUUGCGGUCUGCGACAAUAAGCUCUAGACUGGACAAGACUAGCCCUUAA
This is a messenger RNA of Cooperia oncophora, 735 nucleotides long. The record is from the annotation of a GenBank genome assembly. NCBI's taxonomy places the organism in Eukaryota, Metazoa, Nematoda, Chromadorea, Rhabditida, Trichostrongylidae.